AUGGGCGAGGAUCUCGACAGAAGCAUCAUGACAGGCUUCCCCUGGCAGCCUGCCUCCGGAUAUCUUCCUGGUGAGUCGAUGGAGGGCCGCCGCUAUCCGAAUGGAGAGACCUACCCUGCGUGGCACGAGAUCGAUGGGAUGAUUGCGGCCAUGCCUGCGGGUACCCGGCUCUCCUUCCACCUCAACAACACCAAGGAGUGCCCCUACGUGAGCGCGCUGCUACGGGGGGAUCCUGAGAUGCUGCGCCUGAUUGACGAGCUGUGCAGCAAGUACCGCGCGCGCCACAUACAGGUGAACAUCAGUGCUCGCGGCCUCCCAACGGAGCUCUUCACGCCUGGCGAAGUCUGGGAGAAGAGCAGCCAGCACUUGGUGGAGCUCGCGGAACGGCAUCCAGAGACCCUGUUCUUGAUCCCGAUCUUCCAGCGCCUUCUCCCCGACUCCACUUCCGCGGACUCCUGGCCCUUCAUGCAGCGGCUGCUGCAGGCCUCCAGUGAAAGGAGCUCAGGGAAGCCAGCAGGGAACUUGGUCGCCUUCUUCGACAACUCCGCGGGCUCUGGCAAGGUUCCCGACGCCGUGCCGGAGAUCCCUGCGGAUUAUCCCCGGGAGGUCGCUCAGCCAAUUGGCUUCACAGGUGGCAUCAGCGCAUCCAAUGUGCAGGACUGGCUCUCCAGAUACUCAGCAGCCGCUGCGGCCCAUGGCUGCAAGUGCAUCAGCGAUGCCCAGUCGGGUUUCCGUGAGGGGAGGGAUCGCGGCAAGCCCAUCGACGUGGGAGCCCUCAAGGGGCUCGUGCAGAGCGUGUACCAGUGGGGCACCUCCGGUGCGUAA
Symbiodinium natans is the source of this 825-nucleotide messenger RNA. NCBI's taxonomy places the organism in Eukaryota, Dinophyceae, Suessiales, Symbiodiniaceae. The record is from the annotation of a GenBank genome assembly.